AUGGGAAUCUCUCCAGCCCUCUUCAACAUUGCGUUGCUCACUUCGCUGAGUUUUAUGCUCAUCGGAUGUAAGUGCCUCCCCUUCUUUGGUCUCUGAUUUGCAGCAGACUGCAACGUCCGUCAUAGUCGCGGAUCCUCGCCUGUUGGUUGGUGGCCUGCGAGGCCGGCCGGCCGUCGCUCCUGCGUUCACGUGCCCGAACUGGAUUGAUUCUACGUACGCGAGGCUGACCCACUUGCUUCUCCCGCCCAUCCUUCUCUUGACACGAUAUAGAUGACAAUGGUGUCAUUGGUGGUCUCACCGGCACAACGUCAUGGAACAAGACGUUUGACAGCCCGUCCGGGUCCACGCUCUCGACCAUUGGUGAGUAGCCGUGCAACGGUCCCCCUCGCCAGUCACGGGACGCCAGCCAGGCGUAACCGGCAUGUCUGCUGCCGGCAGCUGGCAGACCUCCGCCGACCGGCAAGGGUCCGGCCAGGUCGAGCGCAUAGGCCUCCUUUGAUCAUCACGGUCGACUGAAUUCAGCACUGUUAUCUUGUCUUUGUGAUGUGCAGUCGCUAUCUACGAAGUCGGCUGCUUCUUCGGUAAGUGCCCGAAUCUGACCGAUCUGAUCUCCCGGCACCCCCGGUGAUCGACGCGCGGUUCGCUCACCUGAUCUUAUAUUGCCUCCUGUUCCCUUCAACCGACUUCCCUCCUGUGACGCAUAUACUCCUUAUCAGGUGCUGUCAUUGCCUUGUCCAUCGGUGAACGCAUUGUAAGUAUCAUCUGUAGAGCUACCAAGGUCAAUGUUCCGCGAUCGGGGAGCUGAGCGGUGCCAACUUUUUCACUCCUAGGGCCGAAAAAAGUCGCUCUCCGUUGGUGCCGUCUUGAUGACCGCCGGCGCUCUCCUCCAAGGUCUGGCUUAUGGCAAGCCGCAACUCAUCGUAGGCCGUAUCGUAUCCGGUCUCGGCAUGGGUCUCAUUAACUCGACUGCCCCUGUCUUGCAAGCCGAGGUCUCGCCUAAGGCCUCGCGUGGUCGCUAUGUCUGCGCGCAACUCUCGACUCUCAACUUUGGUAUCUUCCUCGCUUACUGGCUCGACUACGGAACAACACGGCGCUACACUACCUCGUUCGCGUUCCGCUUCCCUCUCUUGUUCCAACUCAUCAUCAUCGUUCCCAUUUUUGUGCUCUCGUUCAUCGUCAAGGAGUCGCCUCGAUGGCUCGCCAACCACGGUCGUGAUGAGGAGGCCCUUGCCGUCGUCGCCGCGCUCAAGGGCGUCGAUAUCUCGUCUGCCGAGGCUCGCGAGUCGUACCAGGAAAUUGCCGAUGCGGUCGCGUACGAGAAGGCGGUUAUGGUCACGGGCUGGAAGCAAAUGUUCGCCAACGACGAGAUGGGCACCCGCCGCCGCUUGUUGAUCGCGUGCUCGAUCCAGUUCUUCCAGCAACUCGGCGGUAUCAAUGCCAUCAUCUACUACGCCAACUUCCUCUUCUCCAACUCUCUCGGCUUCGACAAUGACAAGGCCUCGUUGCUCUCGGGUGCUCUUUUCACCGUCUUCUUUGGCAUGAGUGUGAGUCGAAGGAAGCAAUUGCAGCUUGGGUGAUGAGAACCCUUUGACUGAUGAGUGACCAAUUAACUCUUGUGACUUAGUUCGUCCCCUGGGCACUCAUCGACAGCUUGGGCCGCAAGCCCCUGCUCCUCGGUUCCAUCACCGGCAUGGCCAUCAUCUUUGCGUGCAUGUGCGGUGCGACCCACCAGAUCCAGUACAAGGCGGCCAAUUCGCACGGUAUGGGCAUCUUUGCGGUGGUGCUUGCGUUCCUGUACCUCUCGCUCUUCACGAUCGGGUUCCAAGCCACCGUUUGGGUCUACCCUCCCGAGAUCUUGCCUCUUCGCAUCCGCGCCAAGGGUACGGCGCUCGCGACGUGCUGCAACUGGAUCAUCAACUUCACCGUCGUCGAGAUCUUCCCGAUCGCGAUCGACAAUAUAGGGUGGAAGACAUACAUCAUCUUCUGCGUCUUCAACUUUUCGUUCGUCCCUGUCAUCUACCUCUUCUACCCCGAGACCAAGGGCAAGAGUCUGGAGGAGAUCGAUCUUUUGUUCAGCAAGAGCCAUGCGACCAACAUCCACGAUGCGAAGGCCGAGAGGAUCGAACACCGCGAGGACGUCAAGACCGAGAUCUCGAGCGUAUAG
Molecule: messenger RNA, 2164 nt
Organism: Microbotryum saponariae
Lineage: Eukaryota; Fungi; Basidiomycota; Microbotryomycetes; Microbotryales; Microbotryaceae
Source: the annotation of a GenBank genome assembly